CCGGAGCCCGCCGCCUGCCCGCAGCUCACCGGGGGCUCUCGGCCGCGCCAUGCCGCUGUGGGGUGCCGCCCUCGCGCUGUUCCUGGCCGCUCUCGCCUUGCUGCUCCUGCUCGCCCCCAGACUCCUGCACACGGUCGGAGCGAGGACCCAGCCCGGGACCCUGGUCCAGGACGAUGAAGUGGACGCCAGAGCCCCCGCGGAUCAGUUCAGCGACGGGCAUGAGUCGCUGCCCGGCGGUUGCAGCCUCCUCUGUAAGCCGUCGGCGCUGGCCCAGUGCUUGCUGCGCGCACUGCGACGCUCGGCGGCGCUGAAGCCUGAACCGCGCCCCUGGCUCUCGGGGCCUCACCUGCAGACCCUCUGCCACUUCGUCCUGCCCGUCGGGCCGGGGCCUGAGCUGGCCCGGGAGUACUUGCAGUUGGCAGAUGAUGGGUUGGUGGCCCUGGACUGGGUCGUAGGACCUUGCGCCCGGGGUCGCCGAGUCGCCAGCGCGGGGGGCCUCCCGGCGGUGCUCCUGGUGAUCCCCAACGCCUGGGGGCGCCUCACUCGCAACGUCCUGGGCCUCUGCCUGCUCGCCCUGGAGCGCGGCUACUACCCGGUCAUCUUCCACCGCCGUGGCCACCACGGCUGCCCGCUGGUCAGCCCUCGGCUGCAGCCUUUUGGGGACCCGUCGGACCUUAAAGAGGCGGUCACGUACAUUCGCUUCCGACACCCUGCGGCCCCGCUGUUCGCCGUGAGCGAGGGCUCAGGCUCCGCGCUGCUGCUGUCCUACCUGGGCGAGUGCGGGUCCUCCAGCUACAUGACGGGCGCCGCCUGCAUCUCGCCUGUGCUGCGCUGCCGCGAGUGGUUUGAGGCCGGCUUGCCCUGGCUUUAUGAGCGCGGCUUCCUGCUGUACCAGAAGAUCGCCCUCAGCAGGUAUGCGACAGCCCUGGAGGACACAGUGGAUACCUACAAGCUGUUCAAGAGCCGCUCCCUGCGAGAGUUUGAGGAGACCCUCUUCUGCCACACCAAGAGUUUCCCCAUCAGCUGGGACACAUACUGGGAUCGCAAUGACCCGCUCCGGGAUGUGGACGAGGCUGCCGUGCCCGUGCUGUGCAUCUGCAGCGCCGACGACCCUGUGUGUGGGCCGCCAGACCACACUCUGCCUACCGAACUCUUCCACAGCAACCCCUACUUCUUCCUGCUGCUCAGUCGCCAUGGAGGCCACUGUGGCUUCCUGCGCCAGGAGCCCCUGCCCGCCUGGAGCCACGAGGUCAUCUUGGAGUCCUUCCGAGCCUUGACUGAGUUCUUCCGAAUGGAAGAGAGGAUGAAAGGGCUAAGCAGGCACCGGACCUCAUUCCUAGGGGGCCGCCGCCGCUGGGGAGCCCAGCAGAAGCGGGAGGUCUCCCCCUCCCCCAGUCUGGAGGAGAUCUUUAGCUGGAAGCGAUCGUACACAAGGUGAGACCUGGCAGAAGCCCUUGGUCUUUCAGGCAUAUGGAGUCCCCAAAAUAUGGUGGGGACUGGAUGCAACAGCUCCAGUGCUUUGCUCCACAUUCUGCCGCGUCUCUGUUAAACUGAUUUGUGGGAAGAGACAGAGAGCUACUUGCAAACCCACUCUCCCCAGCUGAGUGGAACUCCCAUGGGGCUCUGUUAAACACAUUCCUGCUCAUCCUCAUUAUCCCUGGUGUCUCCUGCCAACGACUUCGUAAGCCAAAGAAUAACACCUUUUAAGUCCAUGGACUCAGGAGAAAAUGCUUUCUUCCUAGCCGUGACUGCUGGAAAGACAAGUGUAUGCGUGUCAUUUGGCUCUUCUGUCCCACAUAAAUAAUCAAUGCAGCAACUGGUUCUUGAGCUGGAGCCACUUGAUAUAGAAAGGACAGGAUGUUUGUGUCUCGGUCCCACUUCCCUCAUGUGCUCUGCGGUUGUGGCUCUGCUCUGACUCAAAGCAUCAGCAGCUGUGGACCCAGGCUCCUGAAGUUGCCUGAGUCUGAAAAGGAAGUGCUGGAACCAGCUUGACCAGGGCUGGUGAGAGUGAGAAUGAGAAAGCCUUGGGCUCAAAGAUCCACUCUCUAAGAGGAGCUCUGUCAGUCUCAACUGAGAAUGGGGCUGAUCUGGGACUCCAGCCCAGGCCCUCAAGCUUCUCUGGAGGGACCCCAAGGGAUUUUAGGAGUAAGAAGUGUUCUUACCCAGAGUCUAAGGGCUCUGUUAGACAUUGGCUCAAGUAGCCAGUUUCUCAAGUAGAUGUUCCCUCUUGUACCAUUUCUUCUAGAGAAGCCCAGCCAGAGCUAUUUUUCUCUAUUUUUUUUUUUUUCAUUCUCCUGAAAUGUGGGUUUUCUCUAAGUCAUUAAAAGUACAGAUCUCAGCUGGGCGUGGUGGCGCACGCCUGUAAUUUCAGCACUCAGGAGGCCGAGGCAGGAGGAUCAUUGCGAGUUCGA
Chinchilla lanigera (long-tailed chinchilla) is the source of this 2411-nucleotide messenger RNA. RefSeq names its product abhydrolase domain containing 15 (gene Abhd15). Gene Ontology annotation, molecular function: short-chain carboxylesterase activity; monoacylglycerol lipase activity. Bases 50 to 1438 code for a protein of 462 amino acids. The transcript is spliced from 2 exons. The record is from RefSeq and is a predicted model, not a curated record. Lineage: Eukaryota; Metazoa; Chordata; Mammalia; Rodentia; Chinchillidae.